This is a messenger RNA of Pseudogymnoascus destructans, 1353 nucleotides long. RefSeq lists its product as uncharacterized. Lineage: Eukaryota; Fungi; Ascomycota; Leotiomycetes; Thelebolales; Thelebolaceae. The record is from RefSeq and is a predicted model, not a curated record. The coding region runs from base 1 to 1353 and encodes 450 amino acids. The transcript has 3 exons.
AUGUCCAAAAAUGGCCUCUCACUGCGGAAGCGUGGAAAAGCUGCGCAGGUUUCUCCGCCAGAUUCACGCCUCUUCACGCUGCCUGCGGAAAUUCGAAUUGCUAUCUACACCCUUCUCCUGGUAUCCCGCGACGCCUUAUGUCCUAAUGUGAUGGCAAUUUUUAACGAUGUCCAGUCGAGGGAACAAUCGGAAAUAUCUUUUCUCUCUCUUCCACAUGAACGGACUCUUGCUAUCGCGAGGACUUGCACUCGAGUCCGUGAUGAAGUUCUCCCUAUUUAUUUCGGCUCGAACAACUUCGUGUUUAAAUCGACAUGGGACAUGUAUGCCUAUCUUCACAUGAUUGGUGAUUGCCGCAAGUUCAUUCAAAAUAUAUCCUUUGCGUAUCAAGGCUCGCAGCGAAAUGAGGCCUUCGAGCUACUAUCUAAGUGUACGAGCUUGAGUUGGUUAGAUGUCAUGGUAAUGGAUGAGACUAUGAAGGGUGCGAGGAACCCGCAGAACAAUUUGUUUGCCGCAAAUGGAAUGCGAACAUUGAGGGCCAUCAGGGGAUUAGUGAAGUGUAAGGUCACAGUGAGGGAAGUUGAGGCUAUAUGGAGUGCGGAUUGGAGGAAUCCGAAGUUGUUGUUCAAUUUAAAUACGAGCGAUAAAAGGCGUUUUGAUAACGAGAAUAUCAGGGAGGUUGAAAGAGUGCUGACUCUGGAAAUAUCGGAGAGAGAAGAUGAUGCACUAGUUCGGUUGAAGGAAGCUCGCGACGAGAGAAAAGCUAAGAAGGAAAGGGAGUUUGAGACUUGGCGCGUUAAAAACGAUUCUGAUUGGAAAGAAUUUACCAGGAAAAGAGCCAUGCGAUUAAAAGACGCAAAGCAAGAGGGGCUUCCUGGGCCUGGCGACUUCAUGGCGUAUGAGCCUCCACUUCCAUCCGACAUCCUUGUUGAUACACCGCCUCAAAUUGGGCUUCGACUAAGCCCAGACGUUCGAAUUUUUUCUAAACGCAAACGUCAACUCAGCCAUCCUGUUCGAACAACACUUCCUGCAGCCUCACAAGAGGAUGCUGAACUUCCGGUGAAGGACGAGCCUCCCCCUGACGACCGCUGGGACGACCGACGGGCCAGCCUUAUAUGCAGCUACCCUUACAGGCCCUCCGCUGUGCGUGCGAUAAUCACCUCCGCUACUCCGAUGUUUUCGUACGAUGCGGCGCAGCGGGUCGUGAUCUGCCGGGCGUGCGGGUCGUGCGUCGUCCCCGGACGCAGCAACCAGGAGCGACUACUGCGAGCAGCCCCACCGACUUCAAAUGGCCACCCUAAUCGCAACAGUGCAGCUGCUGGGCAGCUACGACCUGCGGAGCGCCGAGGAGCUUAG